CUGUUCCAAUUGGUAUUCUUUUAUUAUCUUUGUUAUUGUUUGGCCCCAUUUACCGAGCCCUCACCAGAAAAUGUUCGGAAAAUGUUCGCCUGGAUGGGAAAACCGUCGUCGUGACGGGAGCGAGCGCUGGUCUUGGCAAGGCGACGGCGCUGGAGCUCGCCAAGAGAGGCGCUCGUGUUAUCAUGGGCUGCAGGAACCUUACCAAGGCGCAACCUGUCGCAGACGACAUCAUAUCGAAGAGCGGCAACACGAAUGUGGUGGUUCGCCACUUGGAGCUCUCGGAUUUUGCGUCAGUGCGCAAGUUUGCCGCGCAGAUCAACGCGGAGGAAGAAGCUCUGCAUAUUUUGAUCAACAACGCCGGCAUUGCCGGAACCAAGAAUAAAGAGGUGGCCUCCUGCGGACAUGAACUCGUACUCGCAACCAACCAUUACGGACACUUCCUUCUUACUCAUCUGCUUAUGGGCAAACUGAAAGCCGGAACAUCAAGUCGAGUGAUCAACGUUUCCUCGGCUCUGCAUGCAGACGGUCAGUUGGACAUCGAAGACCUGAAUUUCGACAGACGUCGCUACCGCUUCGAGCACGCGUAUUCGCAGUCCAAGCUCGCAAACGUCCUCUUCACCAAAGAACUUGCAAGACGUCUGAAGGGAUCAGGGGUGGUAACAAACGUCCUACAUCCCGGUUCAGUCAACACAGAAGUUCUGAGGCGACCUAAUCAAGCUUUAAGCGUGUUCUUGUUUGGCAGGUUUAUAAGCCCUAUUAUAUUUAGGACUGAAACGCAGGGAGCACAAACGCAGCUAUACCUGGCCUUGUCCGAGGAAGGUGGAUGCGAAAGUGGCUGCUACUACGUUAAUUGCCGGAAAGCGCGUUCGUCGCGCGAAUCGUGCGACUCUGAUCUAGCGAAGAAGCUGUGGGAAGUGUCGUGCAAAAACGUGCAUCUCGAGCCCGCGGAAAUGAUUCCUGACUCAAGACUGGACUCUAGCAGCUCAGAGAAUCCCAGAGACGCGUCACAGAGGAGAAGGAUCGGGCACUCUGAUUUUACGUAAGAUCAGAUGGACGAACACAGGAAUAUUUUUUAAUCUCGCUGGAAUAAAUUUGUUCACUAACAUGGACCUUGAUGAUGAAAUUUUGUCAGUCGAGAGUGAUAGAUUCGCCAUGUUAUAAUUUUAAAAUA
Molecule: messenger RNA, 1171 nt
Organism: Hyalella azteca
Lineage: Eukaryota; Metazoa; Arthropoda; Malacostraca; Amphipoda; Hyalellidae
Product: retinol dehydrogenase 11-like
Source: RefSeq, a predicted model, not a curated record